Melitaea cinxia (Glanville fritillary) is the source of this 2004-nucleotide messenger RNA. It is a transcript of the gene SMSr, whose product is annotated as ceramide phosphoethanolamine synthase. The record is from RefSeq and is a predicted model, not a curated record. The transcript is spliced from 5 exons. Gene Ontology annotation, cellular component: Golgi membrane; endoplasmic reticulum membrane. Gene Ontology annotation, biological process: ceramide biosynthetic process. The coding region runs from base 242 to 1810 and encodes 522 amino acids. Gene Ontology annotation, molecular function: ceramide cholinephosphotransferase activity; sphingomyelin synthase activity. NCBI's taxonomy places the organism in Eukaryota, Metazoa, Arthropoda, Insecta, Lepidoptera, Nymphalidae.
CAUCACAACAUUGAUAAUUUUGUUGUCAGUUGUCACUUAUAUGUACAGUGCAUGUUUCAUACUUUUAUUGAGUUUCGCGCAGUUCGCUGGUAGGCCAAAAUAAUAGAGACGAAUUGUAAUCAACAAUGUAUCUAAUAACACCAUAACUGUCGUCACGUAGAUUUUUAAGAAAUGUACUAAAUUAUUCAGUGUUUAAAUGUACAGAGUUUAAUAAAUUGUGAGUGCAAACGUUAGUACGAAAAUGGAUGUAGAUAUAGUUAAUUGGAGCAACAAAGAAGUAUUAGAGUUAUUACAUAAAGAGAAAAUAUCUCAAAUCAUAAAAGAUAUCUGUAAAUCUCAAGACAUAGAUGGACAGUGUUUACUUUCCUUCGUUGAUCGGGAUUUCUACGACUAUCCCUUCGACCAACUAAAAUUGGGUGAAAGGAAAAGGUUCAUAUUAUUAGUGAAAAAAGUGCAAAGGAAAAAUCGAAAUGCUAUGUACGAACUGGGUUUAUGUGAAGAUCACACAUUAAGUAACCCUGCCACUAACAUUAAUUUCGUUGGAACUAAUUUGUCACAUUUAAGCUAUAAUCUUCAUAAUCAGCUACAAAAUGAAUUGUAUGGAAGAAAUACUGAAUGUAUGUCUAAUUAUACACCAGAUAUAAAAGCUUCCAGAUUGAAACCUGAAAUAUGGAAAACUGCUAUUGCACUUGGUUAUCUAUUCCUGGUGACUUGGGUCACAGCUGUUGUUAUGGUGAUUGUGCAUGAUAAGGUUCCAGAUAUGAAGAAGUAUCCACCAUUACCCGAUCUCUUCUUGGAUAAUGUUCCUCAUAUUCCUUGGGCUUUUGACAUGUGUGAGAUUACUGGGUCAUUACUAAUGGCUAUCUGGGUCAUAGUGCUGUUCUUUCAUAAACACAGGUUUAUAAUAUUGCGGAGAUUCUUUGCGUUGGCUGGCACGGUGUUUCUGCUGCGGUGUUUCACGAUGUUAAUCACGUCGCUGUCGGUGCCCGGCUCUCAUUUGAAGUGUGAGCCGCGGUUCUACCCGCCAGCGGACGACUUAACCGUUUGGGGUCGCCGCCUCCGUCAGGCCUAUGACAUAUGGAGCGGAGCCGGCAUGUCUGUGCGUGGGGUCCGCACUUGCGGCGACUAUAUGUUCUCAGGGCACACCGUCGCUUUGACCCUACUCAACUUCUUCAUCACCGAAUAUACCUCUCGCAGUUUGUACCUGCUGCACAUCCUGACGUGGGUCAUGAACAUGUUCGGAAUUUUCUUCAUCCUGGCUGCUCACGAGCACUACUCCAUUGAUGUGUUCAUCGCUUUUUACAUCACAUCGCGUCUCUUCCUCUACUACCACACGCUGUCUAACAACCAAGCUCUGAUGCAGAGCGAUUCUUCUAGAACAAGAAUUUGGUUUCCUCUGUUAUCAUUCUUCGAAUCGGAGGUCGAUGGCAUCGUUCCAAACGAAUACGAGGGACCGAUGCAGAUUCUCUUCAAUUUGAAACAAUGGUUUAUACAGCUCGUUACCGACGUGAAAACGUCUUCGAUGGCCAAAAUAGCCGGGAGUAAGCUUCAGGAGGGCGCCGCGAUGGGCGAGUACUCCGUCGUUAGGCUCGUGGACGGCAUCAAACGGAAUCUGAGUCUGAUCGAAGAGUACAAGAGUUCCCGGCAGCGACUGGUCACUCUUGACAAGAAUGUUCAGGCAGGUCUGCUGGAAGAGCUGCCAGAGGCGGAACUGCGGCACAGGAAUAUAGCGGAUCUCACCAGCGACAACCUCUUCAAAGAGUUCAGCAACCCACCACCCCCCUCACCAAUCACAAAAAAGAAUACAUGAGCUAUCGCCACUCGUAUCGACUUUUUCUAACGUUUUGUAGGUAUCGAGUUCCGAUACCAGAGCGUUUUACAUUUCCAUUAUAGAUUUUAUAUCAUGUUAUUCCAUAUUUAUACUUAGUUAAUUAAAUAUGUAGAAAAUUACAAAAGUUUAUUUGCUCAAGAUAAUCGUGAAAAUAUAACGAUAUGCUUUAAUUA